AUUUUGGUUUUGCACAAGUCUGUCUAGUUUCUCCAGAAUGAUGAUAGCCGGUGGCCAUGACCUCUCUACAUUACAGAAGUGCUUCGGCCACGGACCGACGUAGCACACAGCCGUUGAAUGGGCCUUCGCGCGUCAAUUCAGCCAGGACCCGAGAGUACGAAAGAGCCUCAGCGCGAGUCAGCGACUCGCCAGUCUUCCCCGACGGCUACAGUGAUACGCCUGACGGACACAAACACACAAAAAGUGAGAACAGAUUCAGCGGACUGGACCGGCGGAAAGAGAAGUCUACAGUGACAACAACCGAGACCCUGAUAACCAGAAUAAGCCCCAGGAAGGCGACCACGACGAAUGAAAACAGAUAUGCCGAUAAUAGUCGUCGCCGAAGUACUGGCAGUCCCAUUCAGAAGCGGGCAAACAAGGAGGAGAAUAUACCACCGUGGAAUCCUACCGUAUCGUUAAUACCUCACUCCUCUGCGCCUCUUGCGACACGAAUCACAGCACCACCACUAUCACGACAUGCGCCGCCAGAGCUUGAUCCGGUCGCGCUGGGGGGUAUGACCAUGCAAGAGCAGGAAAAGGCAAUAUUGGAUGAUCUGCUAUAUGUGUUUAUGGGUUUCGAAGGACAGUAUAUCAGAUUUCGCGAUAGCUACGACCCGGCUGAAGAGAAGGAGCGGCUUAAUGGCCCCUCUUUUGUUCCUUUGCCGGGCCUUGAUCCCAGUCUCAAGGAUCUCACGACUUCCAUGUUGUCUAUGGCUACUCAUCAUUGUGCAAUCGAGGCAUUCAUCGAAGUUCAAAGCCGGGAGGAGUUCGGUUCUGUCAACCAUGCUCUCUGUGCGGCAAUCCGCAAGCUUCUGAAAGACUAUCUCAUCCUAGUGGCACAGCUGGAACUGAAAGUCCUGACCGAUGCCGACUUCACGCUCCAUCAGAUGCACAUUGCCAUUAUCCCGACCGCUCAAUGUCUGGCUCAAUUGUACUCUCUCGCUCAGGAGCUGUUGAAGAAGAACUCCCUUUUGGAAGAGGACAUCGACGACUCGAUGGAUGAUUUUGACGCCGAUAAUAUUAUCGAACGUCUCAAAGAAGGCGGCGAUCUACUCCCAGGCAGUCUCAGCAAGAAGCGGUGUAUUGGUGGUAAUGUCUUAGGCUUGUUGUCACACCGGCUGUCAACGUUCUCUGGAGAUCCUGCGGCAAGAGCGAUACUGGAGAUGCUCUUGCAAGAGUCUGGCAGGCCGUACAUGGUAAUGCUCAAUGAAUGGCUGCACCGUGGCGGUAUUAAUGACCCUCAUUCGGAAUUUUUGAUUGGAGAAAGAGCCAGCAUCAAACGCGAGCGAUUAGAUGAGGACUACACGGAUGAAUACUGGGAGAAACGCUAUUACAUUCGUGACAAGGAGGUCCCUCCACAGCUUGAGUCAUUGAAAGAAAAGGUUCUUUUGGCUGGGAAAUAUCUCAAUGUUGUGCGCGAAUGUGGUGGUGUGAACAUUAGCAGCAAAAUCGUCGAUACUCCUGCGACGUUCGACGAUCCUCGCUUCCUCGACAAUGUCAACAACGCGUACUCGUUCGCGAACAAAGAGUUGCUCCAUCUACUACUCACGAAAAAUUCUCUCCGAAGCCGCCUGAGAUCCUUGAAGCAUUAUUUCUUCCUUGACAGAGCCGAAUUCUUUCUUUACUUCCUCGAAUUGAGCGACUCGGAGCUCAGGAAGAAGCAUCGGGAUGUGAAUGUAGGCAAGCUGCAAUCUCUACUGGAUCUCGUGCUGCAUCAGCCUGGUAGUAUCGCAGUGGCAGACCCCUUCAAAGAGGAUGUCAAAAUCAGAAUGAACUCCAUUGGCCUGACUCAAUGGCUGAUCAAAGUAGUCAACGUCCAAGGCAUUGAUCAGGAUAACCCAGAAUCGAUAAUGGACCAGUACAAAACACCCGCUCAAGGCUCUUCCGCAGACAAGCAGGGAAAGGACAGGAAAGAGGAGGAUAAAGACAUCAUUGGAUUCGACGCCCUCGAACUCGACUAUACAGUGCCUUUCCCACUAUCGCUGAUUAUUAGCCGGAAAACUGUCAUGCGAUAUCAACUUAUCUUCCGGUAUAUCUUGGCCCUUCGACAUCUUGAAACUCAGCUGGUAGGAUGUUGGGCGACCCAUACCAAAGAAAAAGCGUGGAUACAUAAGUCAUCGGACAAGCGGUUCGAGCUGUGGAAGCGACGAGUGUGGACAUUACGCUCUCGGAUGCUCGUGUUCGUACAGCAGAUGCUUUUCUUUGCAACAGCGGAAGUCAUUGAGCCGAAUUGGCAGAAGCUCAUGGUCAAGGUGGAUGACGCCGAGCGUGAUGACAUCGAGGAGACGAAAUCGGGACUCAACAACAAGUCGAAGCCAACCGUGGACGAAUUGAUGCAAGACCACGUCGACAUGCUGGAUUCGUGCAUGAAGGAUCUCGGGCUUACCCAAGCUAAGCUGCUCAAACUGCACGCUAAGCUGAUGACUGGCUGUGGCAUGUUUGCGUCCUAUGUCGAGUACAUUACUAAAUCCAUCUACGAAGCCGACACCAGCAUACAGAGUAAGUCUGGGAAAGGUGCAACCGUGCCAGCAACAACGGAUCCCGCCCGAAUGAAGAGGAUUGAAGAGUCAAUAAAGAAAUACGAAGAGCACUUCAACCGACAUUUGAAGAUCCUCAUUGAUGCUCUGAACUGGUUCGCAACCACGGAGACAGUGUCAUUGCUCAGUCUUUGUGGACGACUGACAAAUGCUGAGGUGCAGAAGAGGGAUGACUUGUUCAUCUAAGGGGCAUGUGAUUGUGUUUGAGGGCUGGCAAUCAGGUCUAUGGCAGGGCGUAAUCUGUGCCUGGGAGAUUCACUGAUCUUAUCGCCUCUUUGUUGGCUACGGAGGCAUGACUUUGAUGAUGUGUAUGAAUAGAUCAUGAAAAUUCACACGAUUUUGAUCUUGACAAUAGUCAAUUGAUUAAA
Molecule: messenger RNA, 2944 nt
Organism: Exophiala xenobiotica
Lineage: Eukaryota; Fungi; Ascomycota; Eurotiomycetes; Chaetothyriales; Herpotrichiellaceae
Exons: 1
Coding region: 57-2762 (901 amino acids)
Biological process (GO): cytoplasmic microtubule organization; spindle assembly; microtubule nucleation
Cellular component (GO): equatorial microtubule organizing center; spindle pole; centrosome
Molecular function (GO): microtubule minus-end binding; gamma-tubulin binding
Source: RefSeq, a predicted model, not a curated record